Molecule: messenger RNA, 4608 nt
Organism: Alternaria metachromatica
Lineage: Eukaryota; Fungi; Ascomycota; Dothideomycetes; Pleosporales; Pleosporaceae
Exons: 3
Coding region: 1-4608 (1535 amino acids)
Molecular function (GO): protein binding
Source: RefSeq, a predicted model, not a curated record
AUGUUACAGGAUGUCAGCGAUCUCCCCGACAUCGAUAAGAGCAUCGAAAAGCGGAAAACUGCGAAGACCAGCAGUGCCAGCAUCGCAUCUUUCGGCUCAUCUAUAGGCCGAAGAUUCAGCUUCAAAUCGUUCUCUAGUCGCAAACCAACGACCAAAGUCGAGAAGCCACGGAACGAAUUUGGCCUAAAUACUGUGUACGAACCGGACGAAACUUCGGCAGUCAUCGCAGACCUUGUUUUUGUGCAUGGUCUCGGCGGUGGUUCCAGCACAACAUGGUGUCUCAAGCAAGACGCCGAUUACUUUUGGCCAAAAGAGUGGUUACCUAAAGACCCAGACUUCAAAGGAGUCCGUAUCCACAGCUUUGGAUACAACGCGAAUUGGGCCACCUGGCUGAAGAGUCCGGUCGACAUCCAUGCUUUCGGUCAGUCUUUAGUCGAAGACCUGAGGAGCGAUCCAAAGAUCAAUAAUCUGGAUAGUCGCAUUAUCCUUGUAGGGCACAGCAUGGGUUACGCUGAAGAACGCAUCCAGUUGUUAAAUGCGAACCAUCGCGAUCUAGCCAAGUUCGAGACUACAUUGGACUCAAAUUACAGGUCUCUAAGAAACCGUCUGGCAUCAACAAUCGAUCAGAUAAGGCUCGAAAUGCAGAAGCAAACAACACCAUCGAAUUUCUCAAGUAUGGAGAUUGGUAUCAAAACUCCCGAUGCAUCGGUACUGCUAUCUUUACCAGAGCUGUAUCAAAGUAGGGCGAACGAGAUGGAGGAGAUCGCUAAGUACCUCUCCAUCGAUGCAUCAGACGACAAAAGGCUUUCAACCCUCAAUAACACAAGAAUGACUGGAUCAGGUUCCUGGCUCACUAACAGAACCAGUUUUCGGGAGUGGCGGUCGCCACCAGCACCUCGCUAUUUCUGGCUGAAGGGGACACCGGCGUCGGGGAAGUCAAUGCUCGCAAGUUAUGUUAUUGAGUUCUUACAAGACAGCCCCGUAUGUCACUACUUCUUCAACAAAGGUGAUAAGACCGACAACAACGUGAGCAGCUUUCUACGCUCCAUGGCGCUACAGAUGGCUCAGAUCAACCCUGUCGUUCGUAGCGCGAUUUUCCGGCUUUCACAGAAAGGUCCACCCAUCGAUGCUCGCAACCAGAGAACCAUCUGGAACACUGUUUUCACGAGCUGUGUGUUUCACGUUACAUUCCCUACCCCUCUACUGUCCAAGAUCGACGAAAACAUCCCACUGAAGAUCUUCGUCACCAGUCGACCAGAUCCCGCAUUGGAUGAUUUGUUCGUGCAGCUUCCUCUGGUGCAAGAAUACAUAUCGCCAGAGGAUUUGUUGCCCGAUAUCUCCUCGUACGUCCAGAAAUGGUCCGCCGCCUUCCCCGUUGAUACAACUCAAGAAAGAGAAAGAUUGGUUGACAAGAUUGUUCGCAUGUCUGGCGGUAGCUUCUUGUGGACCGUGCUAGUGACUAAACAGCUUCGGGAAGUUUUCACUGUCGGAGAAGUUCACGAGGUUCUAUGCGAGAUUCCUCAAGAAAUGGAUGACCUAUACACGCACAACAUCCGGAAAAUGGAGUCCCUGAGGUCAAAGAGCGCAGCAAAGCAUACAAUUACAUGGGCCAUCUGCGCUGUGCAUCCCUUGACCGUCAACCAGAUGAAGGAUGCUAUCAGGCUGACUCUGGGAAGUCCUAUAGCACGCGAUCUACGAACCAGUCUCCAAUAUCUCUGUGGAUACUUCCUCGAUAUUGAUGUGCAGUCGCGGGUACAGCUAGUUCACGAAACAGCCCGCACUUUUCUCACUCAUCCGGAUCUGAACUCAGACUUUCGAAUUGACUAUGCCGAAGGACACAGUCUUAUUGCAUCGGCUUGCCUCAAUCAUCUGAUGAGCGAUGAAUUGAGUUAUUCAAGGAGACGGCGUAGCUCCACUACGAGCGGGCACAGCAAGACUUCAAUGACUGACUACGUAUGUUUACGGUUCAGCGAACACAUUCUUCGAGCAUCCUCCCAGUCCAACGAACUGUUCAACACGUUAGACAAGUUCUUCAGAACAAACGUGCUUUCCUGGAUCGAGCACGUGGCCCAUCUCAAAGAUUUGGACUGUCUUAAUCGAACUUCAAGACACCUGUCGAACUACCUCAACCGCAGGAUGGAGCAUGUUCCGUUAUUGCAAAGCGAUCUCCAUGCCUGGGCCGUCGACUUACCUAGGUUGGUAACACAGUUCGGCGUCAAUCUUCUGAGCGAUCCCGCUGCCAUCCACACACUCGUGCCGCCGUUUUGUCCUCGAGACUCUGCUGUAUACCGGCACUUCGGAUAUGCUGAGGAUGGCAUCAAGCUAGUAGGCGCGUGGAACGCAGGUUGGGGGGAUAGGAUAUGCUCCAUCUCAUAUCAUGACACCUACGCGACAGUGGCUGCUUCUCGAGACGAACGAUUCGCUGUUGGGUUGGCUGACGGCUUGGUCAAUGUCUAUCGAACCUCCACGUGCGAACACCUCCUGAGUAUGAGACAUGAAGAAUCAGUAUCAGUUCUGGAGUUUGGUUCCACAUCCAAAGUCAUCGCCUCAGCUGGUUUGCGGUUUCUAAGACUAUGGGAUGCGGCGACUGGCGUUCAACUCUUCCACAUCGCUACCGAUUCGCAAACCCUAGCUUUGACUUUCGACGAGACAGAAACGUCGGUUACAAUAGCGACCAGAGACAAGCAUGUUCUGACUUACAGAAUUUCCGAUGGCUCACCGCUACACCAGGUCCCCUGGAUUGACGCUUUCUCUGAAGACACAGACUCAGGCUUUGCACCAUCUCCAUCUGCGGCCAGGCUAUCUACAGAACAACAAACACUUGCGAUAGUCUAUCGAAGCAAGCCGGUACAGCUGUGGUCUCUGGACAAGCAGCACCGUAUCGGGGCUUGCUUGAGACCGGCAACGCACAAGAAUGACAAGGGAGGCCACACCGUCAACUGUCUAGUCUUCAAUACCAGCUCUGCAAACCCACGACUUCUGGUGUCAUAUUGGGACGAUAUCCUGGUCAAGUUCGAUAGUAGGACUUGCAAGCCGCUCCUCACAACUGCGACAUGCGUUACGAAGAUAGCUAUGUCUUGUAAUGAAAAGACCUUUGCCGGAAGCGACGGCAAUGGCGGGAUCAAGAUUUUCGAUUUCGAGACGCUCCAACCUCUUCACAACAUACAUAUACAAGGAGAUCCGGUAUCGUCGCUCGCCUUCACUAGCGACAGCCUGCGCAUCGUGGAUUCGCGGGGUACGCAAGCCAAUGUCUGGGAGCCACUCGUCCUCUUCGGGCAAGACACUGAAGCUCUCUCCAGCGAGCCUAGCGAAUCUGUGCACCAAAUAGUAGACGACAUUGUUGAAUCUGUUGUCAACGAGUCUGCUAUUAUAACCACGCUGCACUGUUGCGAUCAAAGUGGUAUGGCUUUCUGCGGGCGCAACGACGGACGUGUCGAUACCUGCAACCUCGACGACCCCGAAGACACCAUGCGCAAGCUAUACAAGCAUGGAGGUUCCUUCAUUAGUAUUACAUGCAUGGACUGGAGUCCCAGAGCGCGAGUGAUAGCGAGUGCAGACUCAGCAGGAAAGUUUUGCAUCAUGAAAAUCACGACUGGCACGCGGAGGGAAUGGAGUGCUGAGAUGAUGAUCCAGUCGAGGUUAGGCCAAGGCUGCAUCAUACGCCAGAUCCUCGUCCACCCUGAGGGCUCGUUCGUACUUGUUUCCUCAUCAGAGGCGGACUCUAUAUGGUCAUUAUCGACCAAGAAGCAAGUAGCGUCGCUUGACAGGCGCGAGCGCAUAUCUUGGAAAUGGUUUGUUCGGCCAUCCGCUCCGUCACAACUGCUUCUCUUCGAGGAUAAGAUCCUGCGGCUUUUCAGAUGGGAGGACCUUCACCAGAUCGCUGCCUCUGAGAACCCCGUGGUGCCGAUCGAGAUGGAGAGGCGCAUGUCCGGGGAACAAGCCGACGCGGAUGCCAUUUCUGUCUCAAGCGAAGGCGAUGACCUGGUCAUUCUGCAGCGAUCGCAAACCGUGCAGCAGAGUGUACCGGGCCUGCGACCUCAGUCCAAUGACGCUAUGAUGACCAAGAUACGCGUCUUUGAUCUGACUACUCUGGAUCCCGAGUCGACUGAUAUCGGAGGCUCGUCGUCGCCUGACAUGUCAAUUGACAACGCGGCACAGUCUCUUGUCUUCUUGAACCCCAAGCCAUCUUCAACCCUAGGUAUUUCUCCAUCGCCAACGGCUACGCCCAAUGCCCCAUUCACAUAUCCUUUCGGAGGCGGUCGUAGCAAAUCCUAUACUCGCUGGUCUUCCAUUAGAGAUGUAGCCGAUAUACCCGAUGUGGAGAGAAUCAUUGGUACUGUGAAAAAGUUCGAUUGGUGGCAUCUUAUUUUCCUUUCCAAGACGGGGUGGGUCUGCUCGGUUCAGAUCGGGGAAGGCGGUCGCAAAGUCCUCGACCAAUUCCAGAAGCACUUUUUCGUUCCAUCGGUUUGGCGCACAGGCAACUCGCCUCUUAUCGCCAAGGUACGGCGUAGCCACGAUAUCGUGAUUGUGCAUCAGGAUGGCGUUAUUGUGGUCAAGAAUGGGCUGGACAACGGAGAGCAUGUGUCCUUCUCUUUGAGUACCCUAUAA